This is a messenger RNA of Zingiber officinale, 2147 nucleotides long. Its product is annotated as rho guanine nucleotide exchange factor 8-like. The record is from RefSeq and is a predicted model, not a curated record. The transcript is spliced from 5 exons. Gene Ontology annotation, molecular function: guanyl-nucleotide exchange factor activity. The coding region runs from base 862 to 2058 and encodes 398 amino acids. NCBI's taxonomy places the organism in Eukaryota, Viridiplantae, Streptophyta, Magnoliopsida, Zingiberales, Zingiberaceae.
CUCUAGAUCGGACCAGUUUAUAGCCUUUGGUCUGAUCCAGACCUUUGUAACAGAAGACUACAACAAUCUCUUUUCCCAUACCAAUAACUCCAUCCCACGUUUGAUCCUACUAUAAAACAAGGUCAACUCCCCACAGCACAAAAGUUGUGAAGAUUUAUUUCAACUCCGUCCCUCGUUCCAUGUCCUGAGCCAUCAAAGAUCUCUGCUUGAUCAUGCAUUCAGCAGUGUUCUUAAGGCGAGUGUUCUGUCUUCUCCGGAUCUCAUGAUCUAACAGAGACCGCGAAUUGAGUUUAGUGAUGGCUCGGUUUCUGAUGAGGGGAUUAAGCAUAGAAAAGCAUCGGCACAGCAGUGCGGCAUUUGAAGCUAUGAUCGUCCACAGCCGAGAGUCGAGCGUAGGGCUUCCAUUAGAAGGCCAUCAGAUUGGCUCUGCUCCCGUCUGCUUGUCCGACAAAAGACCAAAGUCGCGGUUUAGUGAGGAAGGAGGAGGAGGAGGCCCUUCAUCUGGUAAGUGUCUUAUCUCCGUUAGGAAAAACAAAGUAACUUUGAUAUCAGGAUAACUAUAAUUUCAAUAUCGAUUGCUAUACAGAGAUGGAUCUAAUGAAGGAGAGAUUUUCAAAGCUGCUUCUUGGGGAGGACAUGUCAGGUGGUGGCAAAGGAGUCUCAUCAGCUCUUGCUAUUUCAAAUGCAAUCACAAAUCUUGCUGGUACUCUCAUUUACGCUUCCAUUUUGUUCUCGGCAAUUUUUUCUUAUUAGACCUUGUUUUAUAGUUCCAAAGGAUUUUCUUUAUCUCCAAAUUGUUUCCUUCAAUCUUUAUGGUUGCAUGCAGCAUCCAUAUUCAGUGAGCAAGGACGUUUGGAGCCCAUGUCGGCGGAACGGAAAGGAAGGUGGCAAAGAGAAAUCGACUGGCUAUUAUCGGUCGCCGAUCACAUUGUAGAAUUUGUUCCUUCAAAGGGUGGAGCCAACGUCGAGAUAAUGGUGACUCAACAACGCAAAGAUCUCCAGAUGAACAUCCCCGCACUGCGCAAACUCGACGCGAUGCUCAUCGGCUUUCUUGACAACUUCAAGGAGCAAAGGGAGUUCUGGUAUGUUUCGAGAAAUGCCGACGAAGCCGAGCAGGGCAAUCCUGACAUUAGAGAUGAUAAAUGGUGGCAUCCAAAGGUGGAAGUCCCUCCAUAUGGGCUCUCUGAGGUCCUCAGGAGGUGGCUCCAGUUUCUGAAAGAAUUAGUGAAUCAAGUGCUGAAGGCAGCCAUGGCAAUCAAUGCUCAAGUUCUUAUGGAGAUGGAUAUUCCGGAGGCCUACAUAGAAUCUCUCCCAAGGAACGGGAGAGCAAGCCUGGGAGAUGCAAUUUACAGGAGCAUCACGGAUGAUUUCUUCGAUCCUGAACACUUCCUCCAAUCGAUGGACACUUCGACGGAGCACAAGGUCCUUGAUCUCAAGAACAGGAUUGAGGCCUCCAUCGUCAUCUGGAAGAGGAAGAUGCACAACAACAAAGAUGGGAAAUCGGCAUGGGGCUCAGCUGUCAGCUUGGAGAAAAGGGAGCAAUUUGAAGAGAGAGCCGAGACUAUCUUGCAUCUCAUCAAGCAAAAGUUUCCGGGCAUCCCUCAAUCUGCUCUCGAUAUAAGCAAGAUCCAAUACAACAAAGAUGUUGGGCAGUCAAUUCUGGAGAGCUAUUCGAGGAUCCUAGAAAGCUUAGCUUACACGAUCAUGUCGAGGAUUGAAGACAUUCUUUAUGCUGAUUCCCUCGCGCAACAUCAAUCGAGUGAUGAUUCAGACAGAAAGCAGUCGUUGCCGGAGGCAGGACUAGUGAAGAGACUGGAUGCCAGGGAAGAAGUGGAGAAGUUAAAGGAGGUACCAUCGAUGAUGUCGCUAUCGGAUUUCAUGGGUUGGCAUUAUGUGGAGCUGGAGGCGGAACUGGAGAAGAAGAUAGGAAACAUCGAAGACAGUUUGAACUCAGAAGAGAAGUCUAAGGAGCCCAUCGACACUGUGACCAAGAAGUACUCCUUCAUGGAGAAGUUGGAGAACGAAGGAGGCUUGAGGAGUCCAACAUCUCGGCAUUAGAAAGAGCAGAGACUGCGAGUUCGAGUGCUAGCCGAGAGGCAAAUUCAACCCAAACGGAUAGGUCUUAGGGGUGUGUUUUAAGUUUGCAA